AUCGGAGCAGCUUGUAGACCAAGAAGAAGACCCAGUUUGGAGUUACUAUCUAACAAUAUCAGAACAAGAAAUAAAGUAGUCGUUUUGUAGUUCAACCUCCUCUUCCAUCGCUCAUUGUGAAAAUAAGAGUGACCACCUGGUGCUGCACUUUCAACUUUAUUUGGUUGAACUCCACGACCCCUGUCCUGCUCACGAUGGAUUGGCCUCCUCCGGGACUCGAGUUUAAUACCCAAAAUUAUCCAAAGUAUCAUCAGGUGAACGAGUACUUGCCGAACUACGAGAGGGAUAAAAUUCGAAUAUGUCGAUGCUGGCAAUCCAAGAAAUUCCCUUUCUGCGAUGAUACUCAUCGACAGCUUGUUGAGUUACGCUUCGUUGAAGUUGAAGUUGUAGUUCAUUUUCAAAAUAUCUAUGUAUACUAUCUAUCAACUAAACCACAAGGAAGGAAGCUGAACUUGAAGCUCAUCUUCAAAGAAAGCAAAAUAAGCAGGGCUACCAAUGUCAUGACUCGUCCUGUUAACACGACUGAGUAGCAAUCAACAACACAUCUUCAGACUGGGGGGGGAAUCACGAUGAGGCAGUUUUCAGUCUCAGUUAAGAUUGCAGUCAGUCGUUAACAAUUAUCAUCCGACCAUGUCUACUGCUAGUGAACGUGGUAGACCAACACCUAAACUAACCGAAGAUCAUCCUCCUUCCCCCAUCUAAUCUAAGCCGGCGACGAUGUUGGUCCGCUGGUCAUCCUCUAUCGGAGGCGAGCGAAAAAGCAUGCUCCGGGAUCGAUCCCUUCGUCCGGUAUGGCUCUGGGCAGUAUUUACGGAAGGGAGAAAUAAGAAUAAUGUCCGUCUGCUACUCGUCAUCACAAAAUGGUUAUUGGGUGAAGACGUACUAACUUCAGGACUACUCGACACUAACGUAGUCAACUAGUGGUCUAUAAUGCCUGCCACGACAAGAAUCUAUCCACUUUCAUCUUUGACGUUGAUGUUAUAAGUAAAGAUAAAGAUCUAAAUUGUGGCUGCCGCUUCUUCUGGAAGCGGUAUUCUUAGUCAAAAACGUGGUUUCGAUGCGCGCCGAUUUUUGUCGACAGUGGUGCCUUCUUCACUGAAGAGGACAACUUCAACUGCUGUUAUUGGCGUCUUGGGUUUUUCUGGUGGCUGGCUCUUGAGCAAGCAAUUCAGAUCAGACAGGGAGGAUAAAACGACUAGUACACGAUCAUCUGACCUUCAGCCGCUCAAUGUUGUGCUUGUUGAAGAUAAAAUUGAGAAGACGAAGCACCAGGAGGAGCAUAACAAGGAGGAAGAAGCAAUAACAUUAACUACAACAUCAAGAAGAACCAAUACAAGAGGAAGUGAGCGAGACAUUGCUGCAGAUCGCGAACGAGGCCUUUUGAAGGUGAACAGGACCGUGAUCCCGUCGAACGAUUUGUCCCGAGAUUGGACCACUGCGUCGCCAGUGAGAUUGCUUUCUUUGUUAAGGCAGUCUAGUUGUCGUAGGACUCGAUGAUCAUGGUCAUGCAAACUACCCCUUCCCCCCGUAUGCUAACGUCGGACGGUACCCCAUGAAUGGACUCACGACUACUAUGGUCGACGUAUUAGUAUUAGGACUGUCAGAAAAAGGCACUCUUUACACCUUGACUCUUUUACAAGUCCUAACCAAUAGUAAUCUCUAUGACUAAUAUCUCCCGCCGAGGCGAAGGCUGUGGGACUUGAGUUAUCAACUUAUCAUCUUCCAUAUCUCUACAAAAAUGAAUUUCAAUUUUAUACAAGGAAGCAGUUCUACAUGCCGUUGUACUACAUGCCGUACAGCUUGAGAUUAACUGGUAUCACUGUUGCUUACUCUCACAAGAACUGGGUCGUCAUCUCCCUCUAACAUCUGCUGGCGGGGGACUUCUCGAAAGCCCUUUGGACCUUCUCAAAAGCUCUUUCGAGAGUGGUAAUUUUGAGAAGAUGAGUGGGAAAAAAAUAAAUCCGCAAGAUGGUGAAAAUCCGCAAGAUUCUGACUCGUCCUGCUACAUAGACGAGGAGCAAAAAAGCGGCAUCAAGACGAAGAAAUUGCAGGUGGAGCAAAAAAGUGACGUCAAGAGUCCUACUGCUACUUCUGGCCUCCAUCAUGAAAGAACUAAAAACCCACAGGAUGACAUGACAGAAUAAAUUGUUUGGAGGGAUAGGCCUAGGACAUGGGGGAAAAGCUAACCGCUUACAACAGUUGCUAGACAUCAGAGUAAACAGUUGAGUUUAAACAGUUUAAACGGAAUACACCGCUCAAACAGGUUGUUGCUCGAUCACGUACUAGAGACCGUCUAUUUCAACCCGAUUGUUCCCAUCCGACUCUAGCGUGUUACAGCAAGAGCUGGAGAAAGAAACUCUGACGAAAAGGAACCAACUACACUUGAGUAUCAGUCUAGUAGGCAAGAAC
This is a messenger RNA of Amoebophrya sp. A25, 2409 nucleotides long. The record is from the annotation of a GenBank genome assembly. NCBI's taxonomy places the organism in Eukaryota, Dinophyceae, Syndiniales, Amoebophryaceae.